AUGGAGACGUUUUAUGGAGGACUGAAUAGAGCAUCGCAGAUGGCAGCAAACGCAGUAGCGGCUGGUGGACUUAUAGACAAAUCUUACACUGAGGCUAAAGAGAUACUAGACCGCAUUGCUAAACACAAUAUGGAAUGGGUGGAUGAUACCCACACUUUCUGCUCAAGUGGCUACGAUGACCAGCCUUCUGUAGAAUAUAACGCUGGGAAACGCAUCAAAUCAACAGAAGGUGAAUCAGGAGGAAAUCAUCAGGAGCACCACCCAGGGGCGAACCAUCAGCAAACAGUUCCUUGCUCGAUAGGAGGAUUGGAUGUGGGUCAUGCAUUGUGCGAUUUGGAAGCCAACAUCAAUCUCAUGCCACUUUCAAUUUUUAAGAAAUUGGGGAUUGGUGAAGCACAACCUACUUCUGUUACUCUUCAGCUCGCUGACAAAACAAUUAAGUACUCAGAAGGAAAGAUUGGAGACGUUUUGGUGAAGGUUGACAACUUCAUAUUCCCAACAGACUUUAUUAUCUUGGACUAUGAAGCAGAUAGAGAGGUACCAAUUAUCCUUGAACGCCCUUUCUUAGCUACUGGGAAAGUUUUAAUUGACGUGCAUAAAGGCGAAUUGACUAUGCGUGUAGAUAAUGAAGAGGUCCUUGCGUUGGAGGAGAACCUGAAAGAAUCAGAGCCGCCAAGUCUGAGUGAGUGGUGGACAAAACCAAUGCAUCCAUCACUUGAGGAACCACCAGAACUCGAGUUGAAACAGUUACCUAGACACCUGAAAUAUGCAUUCCUUGGAACCAAUAACACUUUACCUGUGAUCAUUUCCGCAAAUCUUACAGAGCCUAACGAGCAGUCUCUCUUACAGAUGCUGAAAAAGCACAAACACGCAAUAGGUUGGACGCUUGCGGAUAUCCGUGGCAUUAGUCCAUCUUAUUGCAUGCAUAAGAUUAGGCUAGAAGAAGGGAAGUCGGGGUCAAUCGAGCUUCAAAGAAGGCUGAACCCCAUAAUGAAAGAAGUGGUCAAGAAAGAAAUUUUAAAAUGGUUGGACGCGGGAGUCAUCUAUCCUAUAUCCGACAGUAGUUGGAUUUUGAUAGAUCCGGAAGAUCAGGAGAAGACUACAUUUACCUGUCCCUUUGGAACAUUUGCAUUCAGAUGCAUGCCCUUUGGGUUAUGUAACGCACCUGGGAUAUUUCAAAGAUGUAUAAUGGCUAUCUUCUCUGACUUCCUAGAAAAGACCGUUGAAGUCUUCAUGGACGAUUUUUCAGUCUUUGGAGACUCAUUCCAGUCAUGCCUAGAUAAUUUGGAGGUCGUCCUCGCUCGAUGCGAGGAAACAAACUUGGUGCUGAAUUAG
Molecule: messenger RNA, 1335 nt
Organism: Benincasa hispida (wax gourd)
Lineage: Eukaryota; Viridiplantae; Streptophyta; Magnoliopsida; Cucurbitales; Cucurbitaceae
Source: RefSeq, a predicted model, not a curated record